Molecule: messenger RNA, 5392 nt
Organism: Electrophorus electricus (electric eel)
Lineage: Eukaryota; Metazoa; Chordata; Actinopteri; Gymnotiformes; Gymnotidae
Source: RefSeq, a predicted model, not a curated record
CAGAAGUGUGUGCGUCAGACCUAGUAGUGCGUAUUGACCCAACGGUUUAUGGUAAGAGUAGCAGAGGCUCAGUGGAAAAGUUAGUCUAUCAUGAAUAUGUAGCCUACGGGAAUGUCACAUGCAUGGACUACAUUUACGUCGGUCAGCGGGAGUUUGGUUAAUUGAUCUUUAUCAGACCUGGACGACCUGGAUACGCUGACACACCUGUUUCUUUUCAGUGAAAGGGAACACACAGAGCAGAUCUGAGGACAAGUCUUCUGUCCCCAUGAACAGCAGCCCCAUAUCAGUGUAUCGGCAGGCUAGCAGGGAUUUGCAGAAGGACCUAAAUGUGUUUUCAAUCUCAGAAGUCAACACUCUUCGGAAGAUAGAGUCCACUGAUAUUGUUUGCUGGAACAGGAAUGUGUUCACACACACGGGUCCCAUUAUUGUGCGGUUUCAGAAGUUUACAUGCAAAUCUCCCUUAUGACUACGUGCUUUUCACUGUUUGUACUGUUUGUAUGUUUUAGGUUGCAUAAGGACAUGGUGUAAGGUUUGUUAGCCUGUGCAGUCUGUGUCAAAUCUGAUUAAUGUAUCUGGCUUUUAUAAGCACAGUUGAAAGCUCUGCAGAAAUUCUCACGUUAUUGGGGCAGUUACUCGUGUUACUUGCGCUGGCAUAUCAUGUAGCAUCGGUGAGCUCCAGGAGAGUGCUUACUGACUGCAGGCAAGAAAAACAACUAGUGUGUAAACUGAUUUCUUUAUUUUUCUUUUUUCCAUUAAUUUAGAAAGAUGUGCUUAAUGCAUGAUCAGGAACUCGCACAUAAAGCUUUGUAGCUAAAGGCAGUGGGUGUAGGUGUGUUUAUUAGAACAUUUCAGAUCAUCAUGGCUAUUUCCAGACACCAGGGAGUAGAGUCCAAACAGGCAGAGAUGUUGUAGGUAAAUCCAUUAUCAAAAUAGAGAAAAACAGUUAAAGAGGUAACAAGCAGGGAGGAAAAACUACAUCAUGAGAAAUAAGGAACAAAGAAAUAAGGAACAAAUUGAACUUGAACCAUGGCUCUGAAUUGCUCUCAUAACAAAGAUGUCGUAAAGGACAGUCAUAGAGAUGAUAUCAUACACAAGGUACAGGUUCAUCAUGAGGAAGGCAAACUAUAUCAGGACACUUAUUGUCAGGGAAACCACUCACAGAAGACCAAACGGACUGAGGGAGGCAGAGAGGACUGAAGGGGGGCAAGAGAAGACAGGUGAUUAGUGGCUAACUCAGGACACCACCAGGCCUUAAAGACCCAAUGUUUUGCCCCUUAAGCAGACUGUUGCUCAGAUUAAAUCAUUUAAUUUAUUACCUUUAAAAUGCAUCUUUAUAAUUUUUUCGAGCCAUCUGGAGAGAAGGCCACUGGAUUUGUGUAAAACAGAGAACAGAGAGCAGGGUCCAUCAGGGGCAGAUGAGCUUGGUGAGGGCAAUCCUCUGGCCAGGACAUUGUGCACACACUCAGGGCUAAAGCCACAGUACUGGCCUGCUGUCUUAGCCUGAGCCAUUGUGUUGUUUUGGCCUCCUUCAGUGAACAAAGCCCACAGCAAGAGCAAGGGCAGAGGUCAUGGAGUGAACAGGGAUCAUGGGAACGCUUAGUCUGGCUAAUUAGGCACGGGGAGUUGUUUCUUUGUUUCAGCUGAUAGCUCGAUCAUUCAGAGGAUUUCACAUGACGUUAUACUCAGGACUCAAAGUAUUUUUUAUGCUUCACUGUUUUGAUAGGAGCCAUGCUUGUGGGUGGAUGAGACCAGUUUUGUCAGGCGACACCAACACACAGUCUUUAUUAGUGCAGUCUUAAGUUACAAAUAGACUACUGCAACCAGGAUUUCUGAGGUGCUUCUGGCAAAAAAAAAGAAGCUCCUCAUAGCUAAAACAGGGCUCAGUUGUUCUCCAUUUGAGGACAGGAGGCAUGGUACAGAGUGGGGAAAAGGAGAACCUACUUCUCUUAAAAGGGAAGUCAGUUGAAAUAAGAGGCUAGGAAUUAGAAUGUGGACAAGAGUGAAUUAAAAGACUAUUUGGGAGAUGAUGUAACCUUGUUUGAGCGCUGUAAUAACUCAUUAAUGAAGUCAAACUAACAUGUCUGGGAGGUCAGUCUCAGUGGAAAACUCAUAAAACAGAGAAGCCUGUAAAUGUGUACUGCUUUGUCAAAAUAUUUAAGAAGCAAAGGACAUUACACAUUCCUUACAAAAUUAACAACAAAGGAAAGGUAAGGCAUGACAGUAUGUUAAUUUUGUGAGAAUAUUUUUAGAUUAAGUGAGUUUAGAGGGUUUCUCUUGUGACACCACUGAGUAUCUUGGGUGGUUCUGACUAUAAAUAAGUUCUCAUAAUUUGAAUAUUCACCAGCAAAUGGUUGCAGCUGUGCUUUAGGGAGCUUGUCUGGUUGUUCUCGAUGCAAGAUCCAAAAGCUCUUCACUUAAAGCAAUUCUUUUUGCAAUAAGAUAUAUUUCAAAUGAACAACAUUCUGUGUGUGUUAUUUUCAAAAACAAAAUAUUUCCUCCUUAAUUUAAGGUCUGUGACCGAGGAGUCACAUGGAAUUUAGACAUUUUAAGACAAAUGGACUUUAGCCUGGAAGUUUUGGCACGGAACAUCGUCUCAUUUUUGAGUGUAGAAUCAGCAGGACAACCAAAGGCACAGUAGUAACAGGGCAAUUAUUUUUGUGUCUCGGCACUACCCGCUCAUACCACACGAGCCACGUCACUUUCUUUUUUCUUUUUUUUGUAAAAACAGAGCUUGCAGAUAUUUUCUUAGUAUUUGAUCUUCCUUAACACACAGUAGUGAGUGUUCUUAAAUUCACUGGAGAAGGAGAAUUUGGGUUUCAAUCCCGAACCACAAAGAUAUCUGCAGCUGGAGCUGGAUUUAUUUCUGAACUUGUGUUUUCUAAACCAGAAACCCAAAACAACUGUGCAACCCAGCAUCUCUGACCACAUACACAGCCAAGGUUUCCAGGAAUCGGAGACGUGUAUAUUUUCAACUUGCAUGUAUCUCGAUGGGAUCAUUUUGGAUAUGGACAAGAACCAGUGGCAAAAACCUAUGCGUACCUUCUCAUGGAAAAACCUCUGAGAAACAUUUCACUCAACUGCAAUUUUUCUGUUCUACUCCAAGGAGCCUUGAGCUAUGCAUAGUUUUACAUGAACGGUAAUGUGUGGAUAAUUUCCUGUCUAGAUUGGGCCAGAUUCUUUUUACCGCAUAGGAGAAAAUCUGCAAAAAAUCCCUGCUGGAAUAGCAGGAGUUUUAGUUGGAAUUCUGGGACUUUGACUUUGGGGGACUUUGAGUGCAUUUGUGUGGGUUUAUUGUCAGCUCAGGAACUCUGUAGUCAUGAACUUGGGAAAACUGUCUGGGCUGAAGGGCCUGGUGUCACACUCUUCAGGGAAGCGGCGCUUUAAAGGCGACCUGACCCUAGACAUGAUCAGCCCUCCGCUGGGUGACUUCCGCCACACCAUGCACGUGGGCCGGGGCGGGGACGUGUUUGGGGACACCUCAUUCCUUAGCAACCAUGGUGGGGCAGGGAACGCUGGCGAUGGAGACUCCCUCACUGCCUCAGAGAAGAGUGAGGGCUUCUUCUCCCGCACCCUGCGCUAUGUCCGCAAGACUCCAGAUCGGCCACGGGGGGGUUCUAAAGACCUAUCCCCACCACCUCCACCCAUCUCCCCCAUUAUAAAGAAUGCAGUCUCUCUCCCCCGUCUGGACGUGGACUCACCCAAUGGCUGUCCUGUGAAGGUGCUGUUUCCUAGUUCUCCGAAAUCUGAGGAUUCUACUUACUCUUACGGGGUGGAGUCUGGUUUUGUCACACUGCCCAGGCUGUCCCGCACAGAGCGGUCACCGCAGGGUGCCUCUCCCUCGGGCUGUGCUGCCGAAGUCUGCCGAGGCUCUCUCACAGAUGGGGGCCUGCGCUUCCUCACUUGCCCCAACUCUCUCAGCCCCUCUGACUCCAUGAACUCCUUCACCGUUGACCUUGGCCCCUCCCUUAUGUCAGAGGUCUUUGCCAUGAUUGACAGUCCAAAUGCCCACCAGGAAGCCGAGUCCUCUGAAGUAUUGUGCAAGUCUGAGCACUCAUUUGGGUUGGCCAAUGGCAGCGCUGUACUGGAGUCAGACGUGAGAACCUCAUUGGUGGAUUCCCUCCUGAGGGAGGACUCUGAGGGCAGGAGCCGUUUGUAUGGUGCAGAGUGGGCCUAUGGGGACAUGGUAAAUGGUGAGACGCCAAAAAGGGGCAUGGCCAGUGACCUGAUGUGGCAUUCCAGUGUGGAGGAACGUGGCAUGGAAGCUGAGAGGUUCCAGAAGGCCGCAGAUGUGCUGGCACGUCAUUACGGCAACAGCAGUGCAACACACAGGAACACAAGCAGCUCCCAGAGGAGGAGCCCUUAUGCCUACCCCGAGGAUGAGGAGGAGAUCAAAGUCUAGCCUGGAAGAAGGACAUUCUCAAUCUCACAACAGUUUACAUAUUGAAUUUAAUCAAGUUGAAGUUACAUUAAGUUGAAUGAGCUAAGUGUCACACAGGAUAAUGCAAUUGAGAAUGUACUGAGAGGUCAAAAGAAUGUGAGUUGGGGUGUUUGAGUUGCAGUGUGCAUGGUGACAGAAAAGGAUUAAUAUGAGGUGGAUUUUUGAGUUCAUUAGAGCAUGUUUUAACAUGGACACAGUAUGUAGGAUAUGUUUGACUGAGACAGUUUGUGAACAAACUGACCUUACUAUCCCUUUGCUUUGUUUAAAUAUGAACACUGGUUACACCACGAGCCAAAGGGCAUGAAUCCAAGCAGGGUAGCCUUCUGCCGUCUACAGAGAUAUCCCAUUUAGCACAAGGCAUUUAAGGGAAAUGGUGCCUACUAAAAGCUAUUUUUGCCAUUUUUCCCCUAAAAUUAAUUGACACUUUUUCAUCUAUUGUGGCUUUAACUACAUAGAUGACUCAUAAGCCGUAUUUCAAAGAGGUGUUUUUUAUCUGACACGGUAGUUCUGUUUGUCAAGAUUAUACAUUACACUCUGAUGCUGAUGCUGCGUUAUCGAAAACCAUCAUCAGGCCACACAAUAUAUUUUAACAGUCCUGGAGUUUUUCAGCUUCUCAUUUACUUUAGUUUAUUAAGCAAUAAAUAUUUACAUACACAAAUAACCUAUGAAUUUAUAAAAACACUUUUGCCAGUUGUGUAAUAAAAAUGUUUAUAUAAAAGAGUUCAGCACAUCAAAGCUGUUCUUUAUGACAGCUAAUAUAAAGUUUGUAUUAACUUCUCUUUUCAUAUAAUGACAAAGGAAUUGACUCCUCAGACAUGUUGUGAUAUAUGUUUUACAUGUACGGAUGUGCUUUUUUGCACAGGAAAUAUACACAAUGCCAAUAUUCCCAUAUAAACGCUAACGAUAAUAUUUGUAAUAAAAAUAAAGACAACAAAAGCGUGAAUGAAAACCCUA